Spodoptera exigua (beet armyworm) is the source of this 911-nucleotide messenger RNA. The record is from the annotation of a GenBank genome assembly. Lineage: Eukaryota; Metazoa; Arthropoda; Insecta; Lepidoptera; Noctuidae.
CCAGCCCGGACGACACUAUUAGUGCAAGCUAAUAUUGUAAUUUUAAAUUAAAUUUUAAAUAAAAACCAUGUCUUACAAAGCAGAUUUACGGCAAUUAUUAAAGCCAUAUUACUGGUUUAAUAUUAUAUUAAGUAUGUCCUACGUUACGUGUAAAAGGACGGGUUAUAUUUGCAAUUUUUUGUUCCCGAGUUCGGACUGUGAGCUUGAUAGUAGAGAAACGGAAAUAUUAUUUUUCCUAAUUAUAGUCGUUAUGCUGAGGACUAGGAAGGCGGGAAGUGUAACUAUGGUUAACUAUUUGUCGUCCUCAUUCGUUUAUACGAAGAUAGCUAACUUAAUUCUUUGGUUUUACGCAGAUAUAAGAUAUGGUCUACCCUACGGAGCCAUCCUGAUCCUCUCAGCCCUACUCCUCCCUGAACCAACGUACAUGGGCCCAGAACACGUUACCUACUUCCGGGGACCACAAAUCCUGGAGGAUGAGCUCAAACACCAUAAAAGUACGACCUGGAUUGUCUGCCUGUAUGCUGCAUGGCAUCCAGCUUGCGUCAACUUUGCACCGGUCUUCGCUGAGCUCUCGGCGAGUUACAGCCUUGAUAACCUGAAGUUUGGGAAGCUGGAUGUCGGCAGAUACCCAGAAGCAGCAGCUAAGUAUAGAGUUCAGGAUGGUCCGACCAGCCGCCAGCUGCCGACGGUGCUGGUGCUGUCUGAGGGGCAGGAGAAGAUGAGGAGACCCCAGGCUGACCACACUGGGAAACUGCAGAAAUUCCUCUUCUCCAAAGACAACGUGAAAGCGGCAUUCGACCUGGAUGGCAUCUACCAGGAGUGUAAACAGAGGCUGUCAGCCUCCAAGAACAUUAAAAAGGAUGCAUAGAUUCCACCUCGACGUUCUUCAUCAUUACACCAUCAUCAUCAUC